Messenger RNA from Cololabis saira (Pacific saury), 2045 nucleotides. It is a transcript of the gene dnajb6b, whose product is annotated as DnaJ heat shock protein family (Hsp40) member B6b. The record is from RefSeq and is a predicted model, not a curated record. The coding region runs from base 211 to 1182 and encodes 323 amino acids. Gene Ontology annotation, biological process: protein refolding; positive regulation of proteasomal ubiquitin-dependent protein catabolic process. Gene Ontology annotation, molecular function: Hsp70 protein binding; ATPase activator activity. The transcript has 10 exons. NCBI's taxonomy places the organism in Eukaryota, Metazoa, Chordata, Actinopteri, Beloniformes, Belonidae. Gene Ontology annotation, cellular component: endoplasmic reticulum membrane; cytosol.
GUCGAUUUAACGCGGAACCAUAAUUCAGGCUACAGACGGCAGUGGCCACGCCGCCAUCCACCAAACUGCCAGCUCCUCCAAACCACAACCCGCAAAGCGCAGCUUAUCAGCGAAAGCGUGAAGGUUAAAGGAGGGACGGAGGUUUCAUACGGGUAAAGGACCCUCCAUUUAAAACCACACCUGCAAGCACACAGACGGAACGACAGAGCCAUGGUGGAAUACUACCAGAUAUUAGGAGUCCAGAAAAAUGCAACGCAGGAUGAAAUCAAAAAAGCUUACAGAAAAUUGGCAUUAAAAUGGCAUCCAGACAAGAACCCAGACAACAAGGAUGAGGCAGAGAAAAAGUUCAAAAAGCUGUCAGAGGCCUAUGAAGUGCUUUCAGAUGAAAAUAAGAGGCAUGUUUACGACCGAUAUGGCAAAGAAGGCCUUUCAGGAGGAGGAGGCCAUUACGACAACUUUGGCAACUCUGGCUUCACGUUCCGUAAUCCCGAGGACGUUUUCAGGGAAUUCUUUGGUGGGAGAGAUCCAUUUGCAGAUCUUUUUGCCGAUGAUCCCUUUAACGACUUCUUCGGAGGCGGUCGUCAGAGAGGUGCAAGCCGAAGCAGGAUGGGUUUUGGUUUCGGUGGCUUUCCAGGGUUUAGCCAUGGCUUCUCAGGGUUUGAUUCAAGUUUUACCUCAUUUGGAGAGAUGGGUGGAGGAGGCUUCACCUCCUUUAAUUCGUCUUCGUCUUCGUUCGGCGGGGGAGGAGGUGGAGGAGGAGGAGGAGGAGGAGGGAUGGGUAACUUCAAAUCUGUGUCGACCUCUACCAAGUUCGUCAACGGCAGAAAAAUUACCACAAAACGGAUUGUGGAGAACGGCCAGGAGCGGGUAGAAGUGGUAGAGGAUGGUCAGUUAAAAUCUCUUACAGUUAAUGACAUCACAGCCCAAGACCCCUUUGAGGAGGAGUUUCGUCGCCGCAGACUGAACACGCUUCCUGGCCAUGGACUACACCAGCGCUACCUGAGGAACUCUGCUCAAAACCCUUCAGAGGAAGAGGAGGAGCAGUGCCCACAGAGCCUGGGCCUAACGAGAGGUCACAUGGACUCCAAAAGGAAGAAACUGUGGCUUAAGGAGGCAGAGGCCAAAAAGAAGCGAGCGGCUCGGCUCUUCCCUCGGUUCAGUGGACUUGGUGCCUUUUUUUAAACACUUCAUGCACACAUACUUAUUUUUCUUUUCUUUUUUUCUUUUUUGGGCAGAAAUGCCACAGGUUAUAUGUGGUAUUAGUUCUUUUUUGCUAUGUACCAGAGACCUAAGCACUACAGUUACCAACUUACUGUAUCUCGUCGUUUCUGUGAGCUGCACUUCAAAGCAAAUAUCCUUUCUGCUUUUAUCAGCCAAGCAAUAGCCUGCAGAGACCUCACUUUAAUGUUUUGUUUUGUGCAAGAUAUCUGUUAGUGGUUCACCUGUUGUUGUAUUUAUCGUGGAUGAGCCUUGAACUUAAAUUAACCUUUGACAAUUUGACGUUUCUGAUUUUUAGAGCAUGUUUUGUGUGUUCUUUGAUAGAGUUCAGGUGAAAGGAGAAUUACUGUAAAAACAGGCUAAUUUGAUAUAAAUAUGAAAGUUACAGCAAUAAUCCUGUAUGGCAUGGGAGCGUAAGUGGACGUCAAACUAUUCAGUGGACGUUUCCUUCAUAGGAGACAAAGAGGGAUAGGAAUGACAAGGGCAUUUGAGAGUAAAAAAGGCUGAAAGCUUUGGAGAGUGCUACAAAAAGAUCAACAUGUUUAGCUUGCUCCUCUGUGAACCCUCAAUAUCAGUAUCUAAAAGAUAAGAAGUCACUAUCCAUUGAGAUCUCAAUUUUUUUUCCAAUACUGUCUGGAUAAAGUGGUUUCAGCAGUAGCUUUCAUUGCUAUUUUUGUAAAAGAUUUAAAAACAACAUAGUUCCCUAUAUUUGAUUCAGUCUUUAAAGAUUGUUCCCAAGACAAACUGUGAGUGUAAACGUGGAAAUGUCAGAGAAAUGUUCAUUUUUUUUAUGGACUCUUACCAUUAAAUGCUUAAUGGAAAUAUUU